ACGAGAUUACAACGAGGAAUUCGAUCAUCAAGCUUAAUUCAUCAUCAUUAACUUUACUCUAAACUCUAUUUCUCUCUCGCUCUUUUCAUCACGACCUCAUUGGCUCAAGUCGCCACAAGUUCUAGAACAAAAAAGGUCGAACCCACUCUUCCUGUUGGUUAUCGAAACACCUUAAGGCACAUCCCAUCUUUUUAUUCUAUAAUAUUAUUACUACAUUACGAGGGAAUUAACAAGCGACUACUCGGCUCAAUUCACUCUUGUACAACCGGAGAAGUUUCGGAUGACCUGACCUGAUCUUGUUCUGAAAGCGGAGCUAUUACGAAAAAAAUUCUGAAUAGUGUCGUACUAUAUUCUUCUUGUGGUCCUUUUGCCUUUUUCUAUUUCUUCUUCCAUUCCGUCUAUCUUUUGCUUUAUCCUCCACUUUACAAGUUCUCAUGCGCCAAGAACUGCCAAGAACACGCCUAAUCUUUCAAUUAAAAGAUUGUCGUGAGUGGGAGGUAUUUUCCCCCAUUCUCGCUAUCAUCUUUGGAUAUCUGCUUCCUUCGUUUGGUUGUAUCGAGCAGGGAUUCUUGUUUCUUGCUAUAAAGUAGAGAGACUGGGACGACUUUUGUUGGAUUGUGAGUUGUCUUGAAAAUCCUCACCAAAGACUCUUACUCAUGACUCCUCCAGAGAUGAUUAGUAUGGCUUCGAAAGACGGCCAAGAUAGUACGCCCAGGCGUCACAGUCUGAGCGAUGAGUCUGACUCCAACUCAGUUAUUGAUGAGAAGAGACUUGUUGCGAAGCUGGACUUCUACAUCAUUCCCCUUGUAAUGGUGCUUUACCUCUUCAGUUUCCUAGACAGAGUCAACAUUGGCAAUGCCCGACUUUACGGACUCGAAGAGGAUCUGAACCUCUCGUCGAACCAGUUCCAAGUUGCUGUGUCCAUUCUAUUCGUCACAUACUUGCUCUUCGAGGUUCCAUCCAACCUUGUCCUUAAGCUCUUCACGCCUCGUCGAUGGAUCGCCUUCAUCGCUGCUGCAUGGGGAAUCAUCGCCACCCUCACCGGCCUCGUCAACUCAUACGGUGCUUUGAUCGCUUGCCGUUUGCUCCUUGGUGCCGUUGAAGCAGGCCUGUUCCCUGGCUUGACGGUGUAUCUCACUUUCUUCUACACCAAGAGAGAACUCGCUCUUCGCGUGGGUUAUCUGUUCGUCAGCGCUGCAGUCGCUGGAGCUCUAGGUGGCUUGUUAGCAUAUGGCAUUGGACAUAUGGAUGGCCUCCACGGUAUGAGCGGUUGGCGAUGGAUCAUGAUCAUUGAAGGAAUUCCCAGUUUCUUGCUUGGUGUGGUUACAUACUUCGCUUUGCCCAACGAUGCAGAGACAGCAUACUUCCUCGACCAGAACGAAAGGGCGCUUAUGCGUUCUAGACACGCCCGUGAGUACGGAAAUACGGCUUCCAGUCGGGAAUUCAGCAAGAAGGACAUGAUGUGCGCCUUUAAGGACUGGAAGGUUUGGGCGUUUUGUGUUGCGCAGUUUGGCGUCGACACUAUGUUGUAUGGGUUCUCAACCUUCCUCCCGACUAUUAUCAGGGAUCUCGGUGACUGGACGGUUGCAGAGACACAACUCCUCACCGUGCCAUGCUACUUCCUCGGUGCAGCGGCGUACAUGUCCACCGCAUUUCUCUCAGAUAAGCUUCAACAGCGUGGGCUUUUCUGUGUGAUCUUUGGAGUCAUCAGCGUUAUUGGAUAUGCAAUCCUGCUGGCUGAUGUGUCUUCCGGCGUUCAUUACUUUGGCUGCUUCCUGGUAGCUGGGGGUUUGUACGUUGUUGUGGGCUUGCCACUGGCUUGGUUGCCCACAAACUCGCCACGUUACGGAAAGCGUACUACUGGUACGGGUAUGCAGUUGACUUGGGGUAAUGCGUCAGGCAUCAUGUCUGCAUUCAUCUAUCCUGCUUCGGAUAAGCCUCGAUAUAUUCGCGGACAUGCUGUAACGCUCAGCAUGGUUGCUCUCGGCACCGUAAUUUAUGGUUUUAUGUUGUGGUGGUACCGACGAGAGAAUGAACGACGACAGGGAGGUCUAAUGGAUGACAAGUUUCGAGGAAUGGGAGAGGAUGAGUUGGCUGAGCUUGGAGAUGAGAGUCCACGCUAUAGAUAUACCAUUUAGAGGGGGCAUGAGAUGGAGAUAAUGAGAAUUUGGGGUUAUGAGGGACGAAAUCAAGAUAAGGGAGUAUACUAUAUGGAAGGGAUAUACAUAAUGAGAACAGCCGUUGAUUACUGAGGGCAGUAGACUGAAAUCACAGGUUGAACAUGGAAUACGCCCUUGAGGUAGAGAUGACUGAUGGUUCAGAGUAGAACCUGGGGGUAACUAACACCUAGCACCAAGGAGAAGUACCGGAACUAAAUGGCGCUAACAUCCGUUAUUAGUGGCUUGAUGAGGUGCAUGGUUCCAUCGUUGCUGGGGGAGCUUCACAUGAUUUAGGGGAGCAAUUUAUUGGUCAGUUGCAUUUGGCAUUUAUCAUAUAUCGUCGAACCACACUUUUUGUUGUUGUGUUAUCAUUUACCACUUCAGCUGUACACGGGAUGUUUUGCCUAGGUAGCUAAGUACCUUGGUUAAAGGGACUGCCAACACGUCAAGUGUCGUUGUUGGGGCUGUGUACGUCAGCUGUUGAAUGGUUAGGUUACCAUGAUCCAUCCUUCAAGCAAAGUGGUGUCGUGUAAUAAUGGGGCCAAUGCGUGCAUAUCGAAUACGAGCUCUAGGCUGUACUGAAUAAUGUCGCCUGGAAUAUUGUCAACAGUUGAAGAC
Molecule: messenger RNA, 2777 nt
Organism: Fusarium verticillioides 7600
Lineage: Eukaryota; Fungi; Ascomycota; Sordariomycetes; Hypocreales; Nectriaceae
Exons: 5
Coding region: 657-2138 (493 amino acids)
Biological process (GO): transmembrane transport
Cellular component (GO): membrane
Molecular function (GO): transmembrane transporter activity
Source: RefSeq, a predicted model, not a curated record